AUGCCGGAUGUUAUUGAAGCGCUGCCCAUCCACGCCUAUGGCAGAUCCGCGCAAGAGAUUAAGGACAAGCUCCAUGACUACCACAAGGUCUUCCUGGAGGAUUUCCAAGGCACCUCCGGCAGGACGAAGAAGACGCUUUGGCUUACCGAGGUGACCAUGGGCACGAACGAGGCCGAGGAUCUCGUUACAUUCGUCGAUGACCUGAUGAACCCGACUACGGGCCUUCAGAAUCGACAGCUUUUCGGAUUUGUGGAGCGGAUCAGCUGGUUCUCCGAGUGGAGCAUGGGCGCGUUCACCCUGGGCUCUUACAAGCCACACGCCUACGAGGCCUGGUCCUCGAGUCUCUUCGAGCCCACCACCGGCCGGUUCACUCCGCAUGGGGCGCGGUUCAUCCACUUUUGCCGUGAUUCUGGCUCUAGCCUGGCACCGCCUUCUCCGUCGGUGACAGCAGCCCCACAGCAGCAAGCGGAGCCGAAGACGAAAGCCAAGAUU
Messenger RNA from Symbiodinium necroappetens, 492 nucleotides. Lineage: Eukaryota; Dinophyceae; Suessiales; Symbiodiniaceae. The record is from the annotation of a GenBank genome assembly.